AUGAAGACACUUGCUCUCCUCUCUGCUCUUGUCCUGCUGGCCUUCCUGACCCAGGCUGAUCCUUUCCCAGAAGCGACUGGGGAGACUAAAAAUGAGGAGCAGCCAGAGAUUGAGGACCAGGAUGUGUCAAUCUCCUUUGGAGACCCAGAAGGCUCUGCCCUUCAAGAUUCAGAUAACUGUUUAUCCUUAUCUAGUGACCUAGAAUGGUUGCAUCUGAUACCUCCAGAGAAUUAUGUGAUGUAA
Onychomys torridus (southern grasshopper mouse) is the source of this 243-nucleotide messenger RNA. RefSeq names its product alpha-defensin 9-like. Gene Ontology annotation, cellular component: extracellular matrix. The transcript has 2 exons. Gene Ontology annotation, biological process: defense response to Gram-positive bacterium; innate immune response in mucosa; antimicrobial humoral immune response mediated by antimicrobial peptide. The record is from RefSeq and is a predicted model, not a curated record. The coding region runs from base 1 to 243 and encodes 80 amino acids. NCBI's taxonomy places the organism in Eukaryota, Metazoa, Chordata, Mammalia, Rodentia, Cricetidae.